Molecule: messenger RNA, 1950 nt
Organism: Lachancea fermentati
Lineage: Eukaryota; Fungi; Ascomycota; Saccharomycetes; Saccharomycetales; Saccharomycetaceae
Source: the annotation of a GenBank genome assembly
AUGUCCGACAUCAACUCCAACACCUCGCUGUCGUCUUUCCACGAGAAAGCGCAAGACGAGCAAAAGUCCCGCGUCGACACCGUGCCGACCGGCGGCGUCCUCGAACACAAGCGCGACUCGUCGUCGCUCGACGACGACGCCGAGCGCACCGCCGACGCGGACGUCGACAACGUCCUCGCAGAAUACUCCGAAGAACAGGUCGCCCAGAUGGGCCGCGCCUUCGCCCGCAAAUACGACCUCCCCAACGACGACGACGUUUUCGCCCGCGCCGCCAAGCUGGCGCGCAACCCGUCCGGCUACGACCACAUGACGUUUUUGUCCGAAGAAGAGCGCAUCGCGUGCUACGACGAAAUCCACCACCCGUUCCGCGCUCCUCCAAAGCUCAUCCACAUCAUCUGCGCGUCCGCCAUGGGCGCGGCCGUCCAGGGCAUGGACGAGACCGUGAUCAACGGCGCCAACCUUUUCUACCCCAAAGUCCUCGGACUUGCCACGGACGCGGCCGACCGCAACGACCUGCUGCAGGGCCUCGUCAACGGUGCGCCGUAUCUGUGCUGCGCGCUGGUGUCGUGCUGGAUGACCGACUGGCUCAACAACCUGCUCGGCCGUAAGAAGGUCAUCUUCCUCACCUGCUCCAUCUCGGCCAUCUUCUGCCUGCUGCAGGGCUUCGGCCCCGCGGGCACGCGCGGGUGGCACUACCUGUUUGCCAUGCGGUUUCUUCUGGGGUUCGGGAUCGGGCCCAAGUCCGCGACGGUUUCUGUGUACCUCGCAGAGUGCUCCACAAAGCAGCUGCGCGGCAUUGUGUGCAUGAACUGGCAGACGUUUACCGCAUUCGGCAUCAUGUGGGGCUACGUUUUCUCGCUGAUCUUCUACAAGGUGGGCGACAGCGGGAUCGCCGGGGGGCUGAACUGGCGGCUAAUGCUCGGGUCCGCCAUGAUCCCCGCGGUGCUGGUGCUGUUCCAGAUCCCCUUUUGUCCGGAGUCCCCCCGGUGGCUGAUGGGCAAGGGCCGCUACAAGGAGGCGUACGAAAGCACCAUGCAGAUCCGCAACCACCGGAUCCUGGCGUGUCGCGACCUGUUCUACCAGCACGUGCUGUUGAUGGAGGAGAACUCGCUGCAAAUGCCGUACUUCAAGCGGCUCAGAGAGGUGUUCGCCGUGCGCCGUAACCGCAACGCGUUCAUCGUGGCGUUCAUCUGCGCGUUCAUGCAGCAGUUCUGCGCCAUCAACGUGAUCGCGUACUACUCGUCUGCGAUUUUCCUGGACUCCGGGUUCUCGGAGAUCUCGUCGCUGGCCGCGUCGCUCGGAUUCGGCCUCGUUAAUUUCUUCUUUGCCAUCCCUGCAUUUUUCAUGAUCGACCGGUUCGGCCGCCGGUUUUUGCUCCUCAACACGUUCCCCUGGAUGGCGGUGUUUCUGUUUGUGACCGGGUUUUCAUUCUGGAUCCCGGGCCAGCAGGCACGUGUCGGGGUGGUGUCGAUGGGCAUCUACGUUUUCUCGGCGAUCUACUCGUUCGGGUGCGGCGUGGUGCCGUUCGUGGUGGCCGGCGAGGUUUUCCCACUGUACGUGCGGGCCAUCGGCGCGUCGCUGUUCACGGUGGUGCUGUGGGGGUUCAACUUCAUCCUGUCGUUCACGUGGCCGCGUAUGCUGCGGUCCAUGCACGCGCAGGGCGCGUUCGGGUUCUACGCGGGCUGGAAUGUGAUCGGGUGGUUCCUGGUGUACUUUUUGAUGCCCGAGACCAAGCAGCUCACGCUGGAGGAGCUGGACGAGGUGUUCGACGUGCCCCUGCACGAGCGGGUCGCGUUCCAGUUCCGGCAGUUGUGGCCGGACUUCCAGACGUACGUGCUCAGACGCAAAAACGUCGCAAGAGAACCCCCCAUCGACAGACACCACCGCUUGGCCAUCAAGGCGGCCGAGUGGAACGACAAGACGGAGGUGGAGCAGGUCGAGGAGGAGUAG